UGAAGGCCCCGUGACGCCAUCGAGGAGCGCCGGGAGAGUAGUGGCUCCUCCUCCCCCGGGAGUCUCCAGGCCCGGGCCCUGGCCGAGAUGGCGGAGGCUACGGCGUUGGUGUGGGUUCGCGGCCCCGGCCUCGGGUGCAAGGCAGUGCGGUGUGCCUCGGCCGCGUGCUCCGUACGCGAGGUGAUCCACCGACACUGCCAGGAUCAGGACGUUCCGGCAGAAUGCUUCUUCGUGAAGUGCGACGGGGCACUCACGGACACCAAUGACAGAGUGCGGCCUGGCGCCGUUUAUAGUCUGGAACCAAGGCUCCGCGGCGGAAAAGGAGGGUUCGGGUCCAUGCUCCGGGCCCUUGGUGCGCAGAUUGAGAAGACGACCAAUCGAGAAGCUUGCCGCGACCUCAGCGGGAGGAGACUCCGAGACGUCAAUCACGAGAAAGCGAUGGCCGAGUGGGUGAGACAACAGGCCGAGCGGGAGGCCGAAAAGGAGCAGAAGCGUCUGGAGCGGCUGCAGCGGAAGCUGGCGGAGCCGCGGCCCUGCUCGGCCAACCCGGCCUACCAGCGGCAGUGCCACGAGAUGGCCGAGCGCCUGGAAGACUCGGUCCUCAAAGGGAUGCAGGCGGCCUCGGGCAAGGCGCUCUCGGCAGGGAGCGGGGAGAGUCGGAAACGACCCAGCGCGUCGAGAACUGACGGAGGAGCCAGCGCAGGGAAGAGGAGGUGCUUCUGGCUGGGCAUGGAAGGACUGGAGACCGCGGAGUCGUCCAGCUCUGAGACCUCGGAUGACGACGGAGAAGCAGCUCCCAGCACUUCAGGGACGAGCUCCCGCGCUCCCACAAGCAGCGGCGGUGGCGCUGAGCCGGCGGCUGACUCUGCCGGCAGCUCUCCGAGGACUGGCGUGCAGGGUGCAGACUCUAGGCCCCCGGAGCCGCCGCAGGCCCCUGGGACCCGCUCUGGGUGUGCCAGCUCCGCAGACCCCGAGCCGGGACGGACCUCCACCAGGAGGGGUGUGCAGGCGACCAUGGCUGUGGAAACAGAGAAGAGCCGGGAGGAGAGGGGGGCAGGGGGCGAGGAGCCCACAGAAGAGGGGGCAACCGGGGCAGGACUGACUGAGGAGACAGAGGCACAGGACGUGACCGAUGGGGACACAGCUGCCGAGGCCGUGCCCGGAGAGGGCGGGGGAAGUGUGCCAGUGACCAAACCAGAGGAUGGCCCGUCAGGAAACACGGAUGCCGCCGUGGAAACUCUGGACUUGCUGGCGUUCUCCUCCGUGGAGGAAAUGGAGGCGCUGGGCUUGGACGGGCUCAAGACGGCGCUGACGGCCCGCGGGCUGAAGUGUGGGGGCACCCUGCGGGAGCGGGCCGCCCGCCUCUUCUCGGUGCGCGGCCUGGCCCCGGGGCAGCUGGCCCCGGCGCUGCUGGCCCGGCCGCCCAGGGGGAGGAGGAAGUAGUGUCCGGCCCUGAGAGCCUGCGGCCCGGUGGCUCUUGGCCAUCCCUCCUGUUCGCAUUAAAGCCGCCUUGUUAAUGACCCGGUUCCAACUCUCCUUUUGUUCCCUGUUUAUAGAAUGCGAGUGUGAAACCGUCUGGGCCGGAAGUUUUCUUCGUGGGAUGGUUUUUUAUAACCGACUUCGUUUUCUUUAAUAACCGUGGGGCUGUUCAGAUUUUUCGUCGCCUCUCGUGUCAUCCAGGCAGGGUAUAUAGCUCACCCUUGAACUGCACAGGCCUGAAAAGCCUGGGCCCACACGCAUGUGGGUUUUUUUCAACGAAUACAGCGCGGCGCUAUGAAUGUA
Molecule: messenger RNA, 1782 nt
Organism: Hyaena hyaena (striped hyena)
Lineage: Eukaryota; Metazoa; Chordata; Mammalia; Carnivora; Hyaenidae
Gene: SDE2
Product: SDE2 telomere maintenance homolog
Exons: 7
Coding region: 88-1443 (451 amino acids)
Cellular component (GO): nucleus
Source: RefSeq, a predicted model, not a curated record